AUGUCCCUGAGACACCAUGGUGAAAAUGAAGGCCAGAGUAAACGAGUUGGCUGUAUUGGGUUCCUGGUCACCAGGACUGCUUUUAACUCUGGCAAAGUGUAUAUUGUCACCACCAAUGACCCCAUCAUUGACCUCAACUACAUGGUCUACAUGUUCCCUUCUCAUUCCACCUAUGGCAAGUUCCAUGGCACCAUCAAGGCUGAGAAUGGGAAGUUUGUUAUCAACGGAAAUCCCAUUGCCAUCUCCCAGGAGCGAGAUCCUACCAAAAUCAAAUGGGGUGAUUCCGGCAUUGAUUAUGUUGUGGAGUCCACUGGUGUCUUCACUGCCAUGGGGAAGGCUAGGACUCAUUUUCAGGGGGUGGGGGGAGCCAAAAGGGUCAUCAUCUCUGCCCCCUCUGCUGAUGGCCCCAAGUUUGUGAUGGACAUAAACCAUGAGAAGUACCCAAACAGCCUCAAGAUCGUCAGCAAUGCCUCUUGCACCACAAGAUGCUUAGCCCCCCGGCCAAGAUCAUCACCUGACCUGCCUUCUGGAAAGACCUGCAACACUCAAUAUUCCAUUUUCGAUGCUGGGGUUGGCGUCACCUUGAACGACCACUUUGUCGAGCUAAUUUCCUGCUAUGACAAUGAAUUUGGCUGCAGCAACAGGGUGGUGGACCUCAUGGUCCACACAGCCUUCAAGGAGUAA
Molecule: messenger RNA, 684 nt
Organism: Gorilla gorilla gorilla (western lowland gorilla)
Lineage: Eukaryota; Metazoa; Chordata; Mammalia; Primates; Hominidae
Product: glyceraldehyde-3-phosphate dehydrogenase-like
Exons: 2
Coding region: 1-684 (227 amino acids)
Biological process (GO): glycolytic process
Cellular component (GO): cytosol
Molecular function (GO): glyceraldehyde-3-phosphate dehydrogenase (NAD+) (phosphorylating) activity; NAD binding
Source: RefSeq, a predicted model, not a curated record